Messenger RNA from Penicillium taxi, 270 nucleotides. RefSeq lists its product as uncharacterized. The coding region runs from base 1 to 270 and encodes 89 amino acids. Lineage: Eukaryota; Fungi; Ascomycota; Eurotiomycetes; Eurotiales; Aspergillaceae. The transcript has a single exon. The record is from RefSeq and is a predicted model, not a curated record.
AUGUUUUCUACAGCGGGGGAUACCAGUGCUCUCGAAAGUUAUGCAAUUCUGGUCUCUGACUCUCUGGCUAGGGCUAUAAAUAUGGUAGCAUGCAUACCGGCCAGAAUAAUCGCCAUCCUGCGGCCUGCUCCCUCGCAACAGUCCACUGGAUCACACACAGAUGUGGUAGAUGCCAUAUGCCAGCAUAAGGCGUCUACGGCACACCAGCAAGGCGUUCCGUGGAACGGUCUCCAUCAGAGCGUUGAGAAUGGCGACGACAUCUUGGCCUGA